Prorocentrum cordatum is the source of this 1807-nucleotide messenger RNA. Lineage: Eukaryota; Dinophyceae; Prorocentrales; Prorocentraceae. The record is from the annotation of a GenBank genome assembly.
UCGUCUUUGUCGUCUUUGUCGUCUUUGUCGUCAUUGUCGUCUUUGUCGUCUUUGUCGUCGUCGUCGUCGUCGUCGUCGUCGUCGUCUUUAUCUUUGUCGUCGUCGUCGUCUUUGUCGUCUUUUGCGUCGUCGCCGUCGUCGUCGUCGUAGUCGUCUGUCCUGCGCGCUGGAGGUGCACCGCCGGGCGGCUGGGCGGGCACCCCGCUUCUCGGGGGGCGUGGUCGGUGGCUGGCGAGCGCCGGCCCGCGAGGCGUCGGGAUGGCCAGCCUCGGCCUGGGGCCGCGCGCGGCGUCGCAGACGCGGCUGCCGCGCGGCAGAGGCGUGUCGUCCAACUCCACCAUGGGCGAGCGCACGUCCAGCCUGCCGGCCCUCGGCGCGAGAGCAGGUCCCAGCAGGGGGUAUCCCUCCACAAGCGAGGCGAAGACUGCGAAGAGGACCCCCAGCGAGCUCCUCUCGCAGAGGCGAGACCUGGCCCUGGCCUCGGCCGACCAGCCGAAGAUCACCGGCUUCAUGGACAUCGGCAAGUACUCCAACCACACGGAGUCCGCGGUGCCCUACGACCGGCCGCUGUUCAGCGUGAUGCCGCCCGUCAUCGCCUUCCAGGACUUCGAGGGGCUCCAGACAUACGAGGCGACCGUGACCCUGCGGAACCAGGACAGGGUGGCGCGCAGGGUGAAGGUCUUCGAGCCGGACAGCUCGUUCUUCGAGCUGCGGCCGGGCAGGGGUGCCGCGCAGGGGCGGCGCUCGUCCUCGGGCGGCUCGGGCGACAAGGUGGCGCCCGGCAUGGAGGUAUCGUACGUGGUCCGGUUCAAGCCCGACGCCAAGAUCGAUUAUUCUUACGAUCUUGUGGUGGUCACGGAGCGGGAGAAGUUCGCGGUGCCCAUCCGCGCGUCCGGAGGCUCUGCUUUGCUUUCGUUCCCCGAUGAGAUCGACUUCGGGGACGACUGUGUAGUUGGCCACCGCAGCGAGCGGACCGUGCUGGUCCGGAAUGUUGGCGACCGGAGCACGAAGUUCUCGCUGAGAACCCACCCGCCGUUCAGCGUCACCGUCCCCGACGGCUACCUCGCAGAGGGCGCGGCCUGCCAAGUCUCCGUCUGCUUCACCCCCGAACUGGCCGAACCCAGUGCGGCGGAUAUGCAUCUGCGCUACGACGAGCUCGAGGCGACCGUGCGGCUGCGGGGCGGUGCCUCGAACGCGGAGGUGUCGCUGUCGACGGACAGUCUGGUCAUCGAGCACACGUACGUCGGGCUGGAGGCGCAGGACACGGUGUCCAUCCGCAACGACUCGGACGUGCCCGUGGACUUCAGGUGGCACCUGCUGCCCUCCAAGCUGGAGGAGCACGAGCACCGGCGGGCGCUGCAGCGCCACCUGCGGGGCGAGGAGUCCGACGAGAUGCUCUACCUCUCCCAGCAGCAGGGCGAGGACUCCUCCGACGAGGGCCAGUCCGACGAGGACGGCGAGCGGGUGCAGGUGCGCAAGAAGAACAAGGUCACCAGUGCGCUGUCCCGGAAGUACGGCAGCAUCAACAAGGCAGUGAAGGAGGACCCCAUGCUCUUCCGGGACGCCAUCUUCGCCAUCGAGCCGCUCACCGGGCAGAUCUGGCCGCACUCGCAGGUGACCUGCGCGUGCACGUUCCUGCCGAAGGACGCCCUGAUGUACACCUGCACCGCCUACCUCUCGUGCGUGGGCCAGGAGUCCCGGGCUCGGCUGACGCUGAAGGGCCUCGGCAUCGGGCCAAAGGCAACCUUCUCGUACGACGAGCUCGACGUGGGCAGCGUCUUCGUGGACUCCACCCACCGCUACGAGG